Lentinula edodes (shiitake mushroom) is the source of this 6867-nucleotide messenger RNA. Its product is annotated as mediator complex subunit 13 C-terminal-domain-containing protein. NCBI's taxonomy places the organism in Eukaryota, Fungi, Basidiomycota, Agaricomycetes, Agaricales, Omphalotaceae. Gene Ontology annotation, biological process: regulation of transcription by RNA polymerase II. The transcript is spliced from 7 exons. Gene Ontology annotation, cellular component: mediator complex. Gene Ontology annotation, molecular function: transcription coregulator activity. The record is from RefSeq and is a predicted model, not a curated record. Bases 57 to 6779 code for a protein of 2240 amino acids.
UUAGAACAUCUACACAUUAGAACCUUAUCACAAGUUACUGGACAUAUGUGCAUAAUAUGACCUUGACAUCACCUUCACUGAAUGCCUCGAUAUUAGCUUCCUCAAUUCCACUUCAUUCCGAUAAUGUCAAAUACCUGGCGUACGAAGGUGACCAUACUGCCGUUUGGGAUGUCAGGAGAAAGAUUAUAGAGGAAGAUGAAGCCAACCACACGGAAAUCUUGUUCUCGACAUUGUGCGCAGUGCAAAUUGUCUCUCGGAGCAUCCAUCGACUAUGGCUGUUUUACAUAGGAAACUACAGUAACCCCAACUCAAAGCCACUUCAAGAUCAGAGGUUGGUAAAAGUCUUUGAAUCGACUAUCGUUCCCCGCUAUCUGUAUCCAUGCUCCGAGGAAUGCUCUUUCCAUGAUACCCCAUGUAUCAAUUGCCACUCUCCUGACUAUCACUCGACGUACCCGGCUGCGAGAUAUCUGCCCAGACGACCAUGGCGUCGGCCGUGGCAUGCUUUCCUUGACGCAGUCCGUGCUGCCCUUAUUCGUGGCGUCAACUAUAACAAUACAGCUUCGGAUGAAACUCAAAAGCAUUGGGCAUUAGCGCUGAAGAAUGGAUUCAUCGUCGCGAAUAUGACCAUGAGGCCAGACUCGGACGAAUGGGUAACGUCUGGUUGGGAACAGACAAGGCCGCUACUUUACGUGCACGUACAGAUACAUCCCACCUUAGAUCCGUCUCCGAGGCUCAUUGUGCAUCCUACGGUAUUACAAACACCUUAUUGCACUUUGGGUCAGAGACCCAUUGCAGGUACCGCUUUGACACUGUUACCGCACGGUACACCAGCUUAUUUCGUCGCGGCCUACUCCGGUCCUACGUCUGCCUUGACUGCUCAGUUUCGAAAUGCCCUCCGUGGCCUUGCUGUGGAUGGAUGGGAAGGUCCCGAUUGCUCGAAGAGGAACAGCAGAGGCAGAGGAGAGGCUCAGGAUGUGGUCAAAUAUGUGAUCGUCUUUAUUCCAGUCCAUACUGGCAGCGAAGGUCACAAAGGCUUGACGAUUAUAUACCCUUCUCUCCUUGCAUUGGCUAUUCCUCCCAGUGUACGACCAACAAUGAAUGCAUCUCUUCUUCCAACGUUGCCAGCGCCUCUUCAACCCUCUCCAAUGGUUCCGGCUGCAAUUGUAUCUGGUACCCCUUCAGUGGCCACAAAUGGUGCGCUGAGCUCACCUUUAGCUGGACCAAGGUCAGCGUACCAAUUCCCUCCCCUUGGCCCCUCAUAUCCCCCAGCGACAGCAAAUACAUUUCCAACGCUGAAUUCCCCUGUUGUAUUUGCCCCUGGUCUCAAUCGUAAUCAACCACCACCGCAGCGGCAGCAACAAUUACAACCACCUCUAUAUUCACAAGCCGCUAAUAAUUCAGGUAACAUAGGAGGCACAGGAACUAACGCAGGUCCUGGAACGCCAUUCCCACUCUCUACUUCUGCCCCUUCUACUUUGGCCUCUCCGUUCACACAGUCUCAUUCUGUGUCACCCUCAAUGGACUCUCAUACGAAUCGCAGUGGGACUUUAUCAAAUAAUGACUUGUUACGAGCGCAUCGAGUUGCUAGCACAGCAUCAAGACUGUUUGCUCUCGCUUCCCCAUCUCCUGUGAACACCCCAGCUGCUGUGCCCACUCCCGGAGUACCGACGCCCGGUACGGUGAGUGUACCGACGCCUGGCGGUCGUUCUUCACCAUCUUCCCUUCCUUUGAUGAACAUACCUGGUUCCACCACGUCGACCCUUCACCAGACAGCUGCCGAAGUCUCUGCGUAUGUUGAAUAUGUUGCAAGAGAACGAGAGAAGGAACGAGAAAGAUUGAAGGAAGUUCAAGCGCAGCGGAAUCGGGUAACAUCCUCUAGCUCAGUGGCUAACAGCGGUGCCUCAACGUCUGCUAGUUCAAAUUCCAACUUUGGCCUCCGAUCUGUGCCGCCGAUAUCCAUUCCUCCCUCAAUUCCUCCUCCGUUCACUGGUGCUAUCAUGCAUUCCGGGACAGAUGCGCAGUUGUUUUAUCCCUCUCCGCCGACGAAUCCUCCGUCAGUCUCAGCCGCCGGAGUUGCAGUGAGUCCUACAGCUUACCAAGGAACGGCCCUACUUCCGCAAAUACCGCAAGGUCUGCCGUCAAUGCAUGAUGCAAGUGUAGCGAGUAGCAGGAUUUCGCCUUCGGUGUCAGGAACCACGUCCGAGGUCAAUAAAAUUGUUGAAGGGAUUAUGGAUAUAUCGACGAUCGAAAUUUCUCAUGAUACUACACAGGGACCGCUUCCAGAGACUGAUGCCUCUGGUACAGACAUAGACAAUGGCAUCGUCAACACCGGUCUUCCUCUGACAAAUGUCAGUGCACCUCCGCUUGUAACUACUGAGAGAUUAUCCUCCGCUCCUAUGACUGCUCCAGAACCCAUCGUCCGAUCUGCUCCUGCAACGAAUUCAGAUCCAACUUCAGGCUGGACUUACUUUGGUAGUGAAGGUGCAGAUUUUGAUGGAUUAGGGAUGCUUGGAAACAUCGGCAUGAAUGGGAUCGAUAACUUGACUGGAAAUGGAAUGACUACAGACAAUGUGGACAUGACGCUGUUCGGUGCCGGAGGAGGUAACACGUUCAAUUUUGAAAAUCUAGAUUCUUUCGGAGGCGGGAUGGAUUGGAAUAUGGAUUCAACUUUCAGUUUUGGGUCCGGCCUCACUCCAUCGACUUCGACUUCGGACCAAGUAACGAAAUCUAGUACAGGCGUCCAUACCGGCAUGUAUGCAGACACACGUUCAACCAAUACUUCUUUUUCCUCUUUCCAAAGCGCAGAUGUUUUCAGUCAGCCGAUGCCUCCACCUACGGCUCCGGCUGUUACCGCUCCAACACAGACAAACGCAUCAGGUACUCAACAGCUUGGCGGAGGUCCUGGUUCAGGUCUCGGUAUUGGAAUGGACUUUGAGGCUGAUUUCACGGACGAUGAUUUCAGCUUUUUUGACAACAAGGCUUCUAAUACAGUGAAUCCAGUGGAGCCAACCUCGGAUUCCUUGAUCUUGUCUGCUUCCGCGCCUCCGAAUGCAGCAACAAGUCCAGAUCCUCUAGCGUUCCUCAAUUCCGACGAUUCUUCGUCGUUUUUCAGUAGCUUAGGUUUGGCGCCUCCUCUUCCCAUUGGUUCAGCCCCUACUCCAGGGUUUUAUGGAUAUCCCUCUCAUCCUACGCCAUUUUCCAUAUCUCAUCCCACACCAGGUGGCCCAACAGGCUUCACCCCACUCACAGUUGACGUCGAAGUCGAAGUGGAAAUGAACCCUGGUUUACCCUCUCCGCCCGAGGAAACAAACCAUCCAUUUGCUAGGGCUUAUGAAGUCCAGUUAGAGCAAGGAACCGAGACUUCCCCAUUCCGCCUUUCUUCUGUGCACACACCACCUCCCACGCUCACUAGUUAUAGUCCACCAGCACCAUCUUCACCCUCUAAAGACAAGAAGUUUGCACCUAUCCCGUUUGCUAAAUCACAUUCUCAAGCAGAUGGUAAAUAUCGAGUUGCUGGAGGCAAAUUUGCCUUGUUGAGGAACUCCGGUAGAUGGUUGCAUAAAAAAUAUCGUCCAGCGUAUUUCACCCUGGAUGCUCCUAGACGCGCGCGCGCCGCAUCGUGGACGGGAAUUAUGCAAGGUGAAUCGUCUAACGGGUGUUUCGGAGAACAGGUGGAUCUUUCUGAGAAAGAUAGUAGGAUAAAUGGACCUAGUCAAGGAAGAUGGUGCCUCCCUAGUCCUCCUGUGGAUAGUGAUACCACAGACUCUUCAGCAGGUGAAUCAGAUGAUGAUCAACCUCAUACAUCUCUCGAACCACCACCACCUCCUACAUCUAUCUCAGACGCUUCUCCACCUCCACCUGGUUCCACUGACAUAUCGAUGUCCUCCUCUUACACACAUAAGACAUCCCGUCCAGGAUGGCGACCCCGGUAUGAUCGCGCUACUGAUCCGCGUAUCGGUGUGGUGCGUAGGCUCACUGGGAGCAAACAGAGGUCGAAGAAAAGGUUGAAGAGAGCUGGUUGGUCUGAAAUUCACACAAGACCAAAGUGGCUGAAAGACUGGGAAGAUGACACCGGUAGACAUAUUGAUGUUGCCAAUACGGGCCAAAGCCAAGAAGACGAGGCUGAAGAUGAUGAAGAUGAAGACGGUGGAACUGCCGACGAGGAACAGGACACAGAUGGAGGUACCCUUGAAGAAUUGGAUGAUACUCCUGAUAUGAAAGCAUCAAGGAGAUCUGGUGGAAGAGAAUGGUCGCGUUCAGCGACUCCUCUUCCCGCUUAUCUUCCUCCUGGACCGAGCCUGGUAUCAACGUGCUUCCAUUGGGUUCAUCUAGCUAGUAUGGCUGUAGGAGAUAACGUCAGUCAAACUUCAACAAUCGAAGGGAUGAUUCAUGACUCUGCUCCAACUCCAAUUCAUCUCAAUCGAGGCGUUGGAACUACCCAUGGAGGUAUGUCCUCAAUUCUUUUGAGUGUGAGUGUACCUGUCUCAAUCCUGCGAACAAAUGUAGCUCCCACCCCUGUUUCUCCCGUGGCACUAGCCGGAUCCUCAGCAGCGUCUUUCCCCACGCCCGCACCGACUUGGCCUCAAGCGUUGACCCCCUCCGCUGAUAUUGACUUCAUUCCAGAAGAGGAGAAAGCAUGGUCACUGGAGACUGCUGUAAACUGUAUUGCGCAAGAAUGUGUGGAAAAUCCCUUCUGGGCUGAUGCAUGGAAGUCAAUGGAUGAAUUCAUGGGUAAUUCGAAAAACGGUGCCGUCAACCCAGAAAGCUCGAGAUGUAGGAAUGGACGUUGUCCCGUAGAACUGCAAUGGGACAUAAAUGAAUCUCUGGAGUGCGUUUGGCCAAGUGACGUUUAUGGAGUCAAGCAGCUUCUUGCGAAAGCCGUUUUAGGUGACCAAAUGCUCAGUCUAGGAGAUUUAUUCGAGGCUUGGUCUCCUCCCACACCAGAAUCUACUCCUAAGAUGACCUCAUCCACUCAAACGUCCCGACCUAUUUGCUCAUCAGGAUCGACGCCUUCUACCUCAUCUUGUAUACUGACUCCGUUGUCUCCUCCCCUACUAUCUGUUGCUAAAUCGGAGGCCAUCAUUCACAUCAUGCCAGCCGCCCUUCGAUUUUGGGACAAACUUGGUCUUGGGCCAAAGAGUGGCAAGAAAGAUGUUACUGUGUUCGUACUAUAUGAACAAGGAUAUCCUGAGGCAGAACAACACGACAGACUUGGGAAAGCUAAGAUUUGGCGUGAUGAACAGAUAGGAUUUUGGCUGAGAAAUGCGUGCGCGCUGUACAAGGUAAAACGUCUAGGAGAAAUGUUCCUUGGUAAAAGUAGUCUUUGCCAGAAGGAUGGGCUUGUGUCCUUUCAGUUUGGUACAUCUUUCAGGAGAAGCUUGACUUCUUUCAUUGCAAGUCUUCCUGCGCCAAGAGACAGCUUUGUUUUCUUCAUCCUCGUGCCGCUCGCUGUCAUGAAUCUCGCUUCGGAGACCCUUCACCAUGUAUCUUCAACUAUCAACAAAGUCCUCUCGCAAUAUUCUGAGGUUCAAGCUGUUUUCCAACUCAUCCCCGAACCUUACGUUCUCAAUACUGUUGUGCAUCCUUCAUCCCUGCACGACUUUCGCUCGGAAUCCUUUGUACACUCGGUGUAUAAUCGGAUAUUGAUCCCGACUGAUCGAGCGAUGUCAAGAAAGUUCUUUACAUAUGGGCAAAGGGAGAAGAGGUAUUUCGAAGUCCCAGCAUUCACCCUCGCUCAUUCAUUGAGCGAGAACAAAGUUUCUUACUCAUCCUCAGUCGACCCUGCUCUCGACGUGCUAGACAGGCACACCUUCCUCCAUGUUGGAUAUCGAAUUAGCUUGUGCGGGAGAUGGAUCCUUGCAGCGUGUAUAGACCAACGAGGAGAAGCUCAUGCUAUGGGCGUCUGGUCCACGCAGCCUUAUACACCUACGGAUAAGAAUAAGAAGAAUGACGAUUCCGGUGUGGAUGUUCCUGUGAUUUCGGAUGAAAUGUAUAUUGUCAACAAGGUGUGGGAUUUUGCUAUGCAGCUUGCAGAGAAAGCAAACGUAGAGUGGAGGAUCGUGAUCGCAAAAUCGGGUAACAUGAGCGUUAUCGAGUUAGAUGCGUGGAUUACUCAUUUAUACACCGCCCUGCAUUCAAACGUGCAAGCACCUAUGCAUGUUUCUUUACUAAACGUCGAACAAUCAGUCCCAUGGAUUAUCCUUCCAUUCCCUGCACCUCAGUCAACCGGCCACUCCGCGCCAAAUUCAAAGAAUCCCACCUUAUUCCGCUCGACCCCAGGCUCAGUGAAAAUCUCAUCCAAGAAUCAGUUCUUUGUUGAUACUGCUACGACAACAUACGGGCUUUUGCAGAAGGAUACUCUCCCAAUCAGUGUUCCGCCUACUUUAAAUGAUAUCGGUCUCUCCACCGAUCUCGUUAUCAAUAAACCCCUCUCGAUUGAUGAUGAUGAUUACUCCCUAGUCGAUGACUACCCCUUGCUUCCCUUGAGCAGCUCCACUCUCAUCUGCAUACCUGACUCCUCAGUACUCCCGCAAAUGGUUAAUAUUCAUUUGAUAUACGCUACCAAAUCCGAAGAAUGCGCCUAUCCCAACAUCACUUCAGAUGCGGCCGAUUCUCCUCAGAACCUUCUUCAUGAUAUCACCAAUUCCUUCUAUUCCCUGUCCGUCCUUUCAACUGCUAGACGGGAUAUUGCUGGCACCUCCCUACCUUUCCAUUUGAGCGCUGUCGAAACAAUGCGGAAGGCGUUGUCUACACGGAAUGGUGUGGAUUCUAUACGCUGAGACUCUUUUACCUUUAUGUUGUCACCCUGCACAUAUCUGCUAUUCCUUUUUGCUAGACUGCAUAUACUUGUAUCAUCAUUGUUGCUCG